CUCCACAUGAAAUCUGACGCUUAUCUACCUAGACGGGCUGAAUCAAUCAGUUAUGUCGCAAUUGAUGGCCAAACCUUAGAUAAGGCCAAGGGAGACAGGAAUCGCACUUUCCUGAGAGUUGAUAUGACCCCGCUGUUGUCUGUUGUUGUUGACUUGUGGAAGGUGCAACCUGUACCUACCCACCUCUUCAAGGCCGACACAGCAGGAGCAAGACACGAAGAAGCGUCCCACCGGACCACAGAAAAACGUGCGCCUUCCUAUCUGCUCAAGUCGUCUUAACUCGAGGCAGGAACCUGUCCUGACAAGUCCCAAUCCCUCCGCCCAAACACCACUCGCACCUUCUCGGCCGAACUCCUCCUCCGCUUCCAUAUUCGCUGCAAACAAACAAAGGCGAUAAUUGAUACCGACAAGCAGAAUGGCGGAUAGCGCCACGACAACUGCCACCUGUAUGGCCCCGGUCCGAGACGUACACAAGAAGUCAACCGGGAUUACAACAAUCCCCAAAUAUGAGCCCUCUUCGGAACAAGUCAGAGAGACGGUCAACGGCCUGGUGCUGCCCACCGAGGAGGAGAAGCGGACCUUGCGUCGCGUUGCCGGGAAGAUGCCCAACACCUGCUACCUGCUCUGCGCUGUCGAAUUCGCCGAACGCGCCUCUUACUACGGCUGCAAUCAAGUCUACAAGAACUUCAUCCGCGCGCCUCUUCCCCCUGAUGGAAACGGCACUGGUGCCACGGCCCCUGGUUCACUGUACACCGCCGGUGCGCUUGGUCAGGGUUCUGUUGUUGCCAGCGCCAUGACCGAGGCCUUCAAGAUGAUGGCCUACACUCUGCCGGUGCUGUUCGGUUGGAUGGCCGAUGCCAAGUAUGGCCGGUUCAAGAUGGUUUGCUGGGGCGUGGGCAUCUGCGGUGUCGCCCAUGUCAUGAUGGUUUUGUCCUCACUCCCACAUGUUCUCAUAGCGGGCAAGGCCAUGGUCCCGUUUGCCCUGUCUUUGUACAUGUUGGCCAUCGGAGCUGCCCAGUUCAAACCCAACAUCUCCCCAAUGGUCAUGGAUCAAAGUCCACACAAGGUCGCACAUGUGAUUGAGCAGAACGGCGAGAGGGUCAUCGUGGACCCCGAGGCUUCUAUUAACAGCGUCAUGCUGUGGUUCUAUCUCCUGAUCAACAUUGGUGCUUGCUUCGGUGUUCCCACCACCUACCUCGCCAAGCUGGUCGGUUACUGGGCUGCGUACUUGAUUCCCACAAUCUUGUACCUGAUGCUUCCCCCGCUCCUGUGGUACCUCAACCCCAGGCUCAUCAAGCAACAGGCCGGCGGUUCGGAUCUAGGCAACGUGUUCAAGGUCUUGGGCGACUGCCUUCGCCAUGGUGGUAUUACCAGCAUCGGGCGUAGCGGGUUCUGGAACCAGGGCAAGCCAAGUGUGCGUCUUGCUGCUGGCAGCACAAAGCAUUAUGGGUAUGACGACAACUUCGUGGACGACGUCCGUCGAACAUUCCAGGCCUGCGGUAUCUUUGCCUUUACGCCCAUAUACUACAUCAACGGUAGUGGCAUUGGCGCCGCAGCCAAUGCCUUGUCUGCCAGCCUGGAUACUAAGGGUCUUCCCAAUGAUCUGCUGGACAAUCUCAAUUCCAUUAGUAUUGUAAUCAUGGUGCCGGUGAUGAAUCAUCUCGUCUAUCCCUUCCUGCAAAAGCGCGGAAUUUCUUGGGGGCCUAUCAGCCGCAUGACGUUUGGUUUCGCUCUCUGCACCGUGGGAUCAUCGGGCUUCGCCAUCCUCCAGUAUUACGCCUACAAGACAUCGCCAUGCGGGUUCAACGCCACGACAUGCGCAGACAUUCUCCCUGAGGGUUCGGUAACAGUCUCCCAGGUCUCAUACCUGUGGUAUUCCAUCCCUGUCAUCGUGAACGCCAUCUCGGAGAUCUUUGUCAAUGUCACGUCGUAUGGCAUUGCGUACAGCCGGUCGCCCAAGAACAUGAAGGGUCUCGUUUCGAGUCUCAACCUGAUGAUGGUUGGCGUGUCGGCAGCUGUUGGGUUGGCGUCUGCGCCUGCGAUCAAAGACCCCAACCUGAUUUGGGUGUUUGCUGGUCCGACCAUGGUUGGGGCUGUGAUGACGGUGCUUUUCUACUUUACCUUUCAGCACAUUGAUAAGGAGGAAUUUGUGCUCAACACGGGGGGUGAGCUGGAUGGUCUGGAUGCCGAGGGGAAGCAGGGGACUGGUGUGUUUGGUGAGAAGGACAGGGUUUGA
Podospora pseudocomata is the source of this 2236-nucleotide messenger RNA. Its product is annotated as peptide transporter ptr2. Lineage: Eukaryota; Fungi; Ascomycota; Sordariomycetes; Sordariales; Podosporaceae. Gene Ontology annotation, cellular component: membrane. The transcript has 4 exons. Bases 416 to 2236 code for a protein of 606 amino acids. Gene Ontology annotation, molecular function: transmembrane transporter activity. The record is from RefSeq and is a predicted model, not a curated record. Gene Ontology annotation, biological process: transmembrane transport.